AAUCCAACAAGGGCAUAAUGAGACACUCGCAAUCUGCCAGGCCUGCAAUCCUCAAAUUCCAUUACUGUGCCUGAGAUGGUUAAGUUGGCAACCCCAAAGUUCUCUGAUUGAUCACCGAUUCAACCCUCUAAUGCCGAAUUCGAAGUUUUAGAAUUAAAAAGUUGAUAACUUUACGCUUUAAUCUGAUCAAGGACAAUUGGGUAGCUGGUGGAAUUGAGAUCGAGAAGGAUGAGUGAGGUAUUUGAGGGGUACGAGCGCCAAUACUGCGAGCUCUCCGCCAAUAUAUCAAAGAAGUGCACGUCUGCUACCGCUGUUGAUGGAGAGGGAAAAAAACAGAGAAUUGCAGAGGUAAAAGCUGGAUUAGAUGAUGCUGAUACUUUGCUUAGGAAAAUGGACCUUGAGGCAAGGAGUUUGCAGCCAAGUGUGAAGGCAGCGCUUCUUGCCAAGUUAAGAGAAUAUAAGACUGAUUUCAACAAUCUUAAAAGCCAAGUUAAGAGAAUCACAUCACCUGUUGCUAAUCAUGCAGCCCGGGACGAGUUGCUGGAGCCCGGAAGGGCAGAAACCUUGACGACAUCGAACGAUCAAAGAGGGAGAUUAUUGAUGACAACCGAAAGAUUAAAUCAGUCGACGGACAGGGUCAAGGAGAGUAGAAGAACAAUGCUAGAAACAGAAGAGCUUGGGGUCUCAAUCCUCCAAGAUUUACAUCAACAACGCCAGUCUCUUCUACAUGCCCAUAAUACAAUCCAUGGGGUGGAUGGAAACAUUAGCAAGAGCAAAAGGGUCCUGACAGAAAUGACAAGCAGGAUGAAUAGGAACAAAUGGAUUGUUGGCUCCAUAAUCGGAGUCCUUGCCCUUGCCAUCAUGCUUAUCCUUUAUCUUAAGCUUACCCGCUAGCCUAUACUGCUGCUGCACUGCCUUGUCUAAUUUUACCGAUUUGACACUUCAUCAAACUCUCCUUGUUCUUUAUGUUGUUGGAUAUUGUUUCUAGCUUCUCUUUUUCUUCUCUCCAAGAUCUUCACUAAUUCCAGCGAGGGGCAAACAGAGUUGUGUUUUUGUUGUGUCU
Molecule: messenger RNA, 1063 nt
Organism: Prunus dulcis (almond)
Lineage: Eukaryota; Viridiplantae; Streptophyta; Magnoliopsida; Rosales; Rosaceae
Product: vesicle transport v-SNARE 11-like
Exons: 5
Coding region: 229-894 (221 amino acids)
Biological process (GO): vesicle-mediated transport; intracellular protein transport; vesicle fusion
Cellular component (GO): ER to Golgi transport vesicle membrane; Golgi apparatus; SNARE complex
Molecular function (GO): SNAP receptor activity; SNARE binding
Source: RefSeq, a predicted model, not a curated record